CAUGUGCCAUGUGCCCGGACCAUCCGACCAUCACAGUAGAGUCGGAUUUAGCUACGUUUAAAUUGCAGUGGAUUUCUAGUUUUUAGAAAUAAUGGGUCCUACUCGAGACGCGAUUGUAAGCCUUUAUCGGAAUUUAAUCCGGGAAAGCAAAAAAUGGAACUCGUACAAUUACAGAAUGUACGCUCUGCGAAAAAUACGACACGAAUUCAAAGAGAAUAAAGCGUUAGAAGAUGAGGAAAAGGUUAGGCAUUGUUAUGCAAAAGGACUGGAAACACUGUCGAUGAUCAAGAAACAGGUCAUAUUGGGCGAUCUCUACAGUACUAGGCCCUUAAUUAUUGAAACUAAAAGCAAACCACACAACACAGUAAAAUAGAAUACAAUUGCAAUCAUUUAAUUUAAUAUAUCGCAUCGUACAUCUGCUUUUAUCUAUCAUUUUUAAUAUUACAAAACAAGCUAAGAUUAAGAAGAUUAGUGUUGCUA
Messenger RNA from Trachymyrmex cornetzi, 480 nucleotides. It is a transcript of the gene bcn92, whose product is annotated as LYR motif-containing protein bcn92. NCBI's taxonomy places the organism in Eukaryota, Metazoa, Arthropoda, Insecta, Hymenoptera, Formicidae. The record is from RefSeq and is a predicted model, not a curated record. Gene Ontology annotation, cellular component: L-cysteine desulfurase complex; mitochondrion. The transcript has 2 exons. The coding region runs from base 92 to 373 and encodes 93 amino acids. Gene Ontology annotation, biological process: iron-sulfur cluster assembly.